ACAUUCAAGAAUCGAGAGAAGGCAACACGUCCACGUGGUAUGUGUUAGCCGGUCAGACACGUUGUUGAUGUUGUUAAUAUCAUAUAAAAAAAUUAUUAUAACAGUUAUUUGUUUUUGAAUUCACUCGGAAUUUAGUAUUUAGAAUACUAUAAGUGUGUGGUAUUGUGAGAAUUGUUUAUUUUUCGGAUGAAUUGUCAUUUAAACGAUGGGUAGUGUCGUUCAUAAAGAAACUAACCGUGGAUCGAUCAAGUUAUGGCCCCGUACCAUUCACGUCAAUUGCUAGUGUGGACAUUGCCAACUGUAGCCGUUCUACUCAGCUAUUUGUGGUUCAAAAAGAAGAGAAUUGGACCUCGAAGUGACCCGGGGUAUAAAUCGACGUCGCGCAAAGAGGAAAUCGAAGAAAAAUCUCUAUUCGAGGAAUUGAACGAGGCGGAACAGACGAUUCCGACGGCGUCUUCAACGCCGAACAAAUCGUUUUCCAGAUCCCUCUCCGGCGUGGAAUCGUCUCCCAUAGAUAUUGUCAUACCCCCGGAAUUGAGGGCCACGAAAACUACCCCUCGAGUCGUAUCCGACGAGGACCUCGAUUUGGAAAUCGAGAAAAUUAAAUCGAUGAAAAACGGACAUUCGUUUUCCGUUAAAACGGACUCGCCCGCCGACGAAAAUAUUUGUUCGAAAGGGAAGAAAAAUCAGAAGAAGGAAACGGGGAAAAUGGCCCAGAAAGAUAUGGCCAUAGUCGAGGAGAAAUUGACCACUUUGAAGAUCGGGAAAAAUAAAGAGUGUCCCAAGAAAAGGGAACAAAAAAAUACCGAAAGGGAUUCCGCCAAUCACAGUCCUUCCGACGUCAUGUUGGCCAGCCCUUCGUUAAGCAGCAUCUCCGAUAAUCAUAGCGAGGGUUCCAGCGAUAGCGGUAAAGGCGGCAGCGACGUAGCCACCCCACCCCCUUCCCGAACCCCAAACAUCGACGUAACCGCCACGUUGCCAACUUUCUACGAAUUCGUCAUACCGCAAUCUUUGGUAGGAAAAUUAAUCGGCAGAAACGGCAGUUUCGUAUCUCAAAUAAGGAACACGACCAACGUUUCGGUAAUAGUCAGGGCGCAUCCGAACAAUAACAAAAUGAAAAUUUGCUCAAUAGAAGGCGCCACCCAGCAAAUCGAAAACGCUUUGAAAAUGAUCAGAGACAAAUUUCCUUCUAAGAGAUAUCCCGAAGUGACGUUGGAACAAAUAGAUUUGACGCCGGCGCCCCCCGUAGUCUCCCUAAUUCCCGAUUAUUUAUACUUGAAGCUCGUCGAAGGUAUCAACAACGACACCGUUUUGAGUUGUCUCGUCGCCCCCAAUCACCUGUUCCUCCAACAACCCACCCACCCCUCGUUCCCCAGUCUAAAUUUAUUGACGAAUUGUAUGAACGCGUGUUAUUCCCAAAGCGAUUCCCCCUUGAUACCCACGCCGGUGGCCGAUAAUACGGUGUGCGCCGCUUAUUCCGUCAACGCCUGGUACAGGGCGAUCAUAUUAUCUUCGGACGUACAAAACGAUACGUCCUAUAUCAGAUUUUUGGAUUACGGCGGUUUCGCUUGGGUGGAAAAUUCCAAACUUCGACAGAUCAGAGGGGAUUUUAUGUUGUUGCCUUUCCAGGCGGCCGAAUGCAUUUUGGCGAAUAUUAUGUCGAUAAACGAGGAUGGAUCCUGGUCUGAAGAUGCUUAUAAUUUAGUAGCCGAUGUUGCCAAAGGUUCCAUAAUGUAUACGCAAAUAGCCGAUUACACGGAAGACGGAAUACCACUCGUAUUAAUAUACGUAGUUGUAGGAACGCAGAACGUAAUAUGUUUGAACGAACAUUUGGUGAACAACGGUUUCGCUCAGUUCGUACCGGAGUCCCAACCUGUCUACGAGGAAAAUCAAGUGGAACAAGCAGAUUGCGGCGUGUCUACAUGAGCGUCGCGUUCGUUGUUUUUUUUUUUUUCUCUUUCGCCCACAAUGGGUUUACUUUAGUCACUUGGUUAUCCCCCAAGCACUCGUUAAAUAGUUGAAUUAUCACUUUUAACUGUCGCUCUUUUUAUUAUUUUUUUUUUGACAUCCUGUAAUCUGUCGAUUCGGUUUUUAUUUAAAGCCCGGCUCACAUCGACCGGUUUUAAUCGCGCGAUCAAAAUUCCGCGCUUUUCAUCCAUCCGGUUUUAAUCGUACAAAAACAAUCGCUUUAAUUUGACCCGUAAUUGGUAGGGUUUUAUCGAUUUUCAUCUAAAGCAUAGCUCACAACGACCGGUUUUAAUCGCACGAAUAUAAGCCCGUUGAUUAACCGAUAAUUGGGAUCAUUUUUAUCUAAAGCAUAGCUCACAACGACCGGUUUUAAUCGCACGAAUAUAAGCCCGUUGAUUAACCGAUAAUUGGGAUCAUUUUUAUCUAAAGCAUAGCUCACAUCGACCGGUUUUAAUCGCGCGAACAAAAUUCCGCGCUUUUCAUCCGAAGUCGAGCUCGCGCCGUCCGGUUUUAAUCGUACAAAAACAAUCCCGUUGAUUAACCGAUAAAUGGAAUCAUUUUUAUCUAAAGCUUAGCUCACAACGACCGGUUUUAAUCGCACGAACAAAAUUCCGCGCUUUUUAUCCGAAGUCGAGCUCGCGCCGUCCGGUUUUAAUCGUACAAAAACAAUCCCGUUGAUUAACCGAUAAAUGGAAUCAUUUUUAUCUAAAGCUUAGCUCACAUCGACCGGUUUUAAUCGCGAGAACAAAAUUCCGCGCUUUUCAUCCGAAGUCGAUCUCGCGCCGUCCGGUUUUAAUCGUACAAAAACAAUCCCGUUGAUUAACCGAUAAAUGGAAUCAUUUUUAUCUAAAGCUUAGCUCACAACGACCGGUUUUAAUCGCACGAACACAAUCCCGUUGAUUAACCGCCAAGAUCACUUUGAUAAAUCCCAAAAACAGUUGGAUUUCGAUUUAAAGCGUGGUACACACCGACCGUUUUUAAUCGUACGAUUCAAACACCGCUCGUAAAGUCUCAAUUUCAAAUCGGAGCUUAUAUAGGAAUAAAUAGAGCGACAGUUAUUAUUGUUGAUAUGAUAUUUUUUUUUUCUUUUCGUGAAUGAUUCGAUAGUUUAAGUGAUUCAUUGUUUCUACCCAUUCGAUUCAUUUUCCGAUAUUUUAACAAUAAAUUUAUGAUUUGUUAUGAACGGAUUAUUUUAUAUAUUUAAGGUUAGUUUUUGAUGGUGAUUGUCGUCGGCGCUUUUUUUUUUCUAGCUGCUAGGGAUCGUUUUUUAUUUUAAUUUUUUUGUUUUCGGUAUUAGCAUUUUCAUUUUUCAUCUAAAACCAAUUCGAGGAAAUACGCGACGUAUAAAAAACGUUGUUCGUAACGCGUUUCUGGCGAAUAUUAUAUCGCAACGUUCGUUUUUGGUUACAAAUAAAAGGCGCGGUGGUGGAGCGUCGCGAGAAAUUGGCUUUGAAAAGAAGUUUUGUUCCAAAAGAAAAACUGACGUCGAAAAAAUUGAAUCUACCGAUAAAUUUCGUGUUUGUUAACAAAGAAGCUCACGAAUAAUUUCAUUUGACGUCAUGAGUUACUGAAAAGUCGUAUUAUUCGAGAGUACAUUAAUAAUGCAACGCGAAAAAUUGCCUAUGAUUCAUUUAUUACGCAGUAGUACCAAUUGGUUGGAGGUUUUUGACGUUUUUCGAAGAAAUUUGAUUGAAAGUGAGCAAAAAAAUUGAAUCUACUGUUAAAUUUCGUGUUUUUUAUCACGAAUAAUUCGGAAUGACGUCAGAAGUUACUGAAAAGUCAUUUUAUUUGGUGGUACAACGCGAAAAACUGCCUACGACACGCGCAUUUCGCAAUGUUGCCAACUUGUUGAAAUUUUUCGUGGUUUUUGGGAUCUAAAUUCCGAUUUUGUUCCCGAAUGCUCCUUUUUUCAUAUAAGAAAAAUCCACGAUUAAUUUCAAAUGACGUCAUAAUUCAUCAUAUUUUGGUGUAACAUAAUGAUACAACGCGAAAAACUGCCUAUGACUCACGUAUAACGCAGUGGUGUCAAUUGGUUAUAAUUUUUUGACGUUUUUAGAAAAAAUUGAGUUGAAAGAAAAACAAAAUCCCGAUUUUUAAGGAUCUGGAUUCUAAUUUUGAAUCCUUAGAAAACCAAAAAAAUUUAAACUCGCGAUUAAAAUUUAGUUUUUAAAUAAAAAAAAAAAACACGAAUUAUUUCCAAUAACGUCAGAUGUCAAUUUAUCUUGUAGUUUGAAAAUGUUACAACGCGAGAAACUGCCUAUAACCAACGUGACUGGCUGUUAUGACAUUUGAAGAGGAAAUUCGAUUUGCAGACUAAAAAUUAUGGUCUUUACAAUCUAUAUUGAGAAUUUGAUUCUUUUUAUGCUCAAAACAUAAUAUAAUGUCCAUCUCUGUUAGAAAAAUUAUCGAAAAACGUCACAAUUAUCUGAAAAGUCACUUUGGAAAUUGUUACAUCGCGAAAAACUGCCUAUUACUGACGUGUUAACGUUUGUAGUAGUGGAACGAAGUGAGAAACUACCUCAUUUGACGUAAUGACAACUGGUUGACAUUUUUAGAAGAAAUUAUGUUACAAAAACAAAAAAAUUACCAUAUAUGUACAGGAUUUGACACUAAUUAUGAUCUAAAAAAUGAAAUUCACUACUAAAUAUACAAUCAAAUCAUAAAUACUAUGUAAUGACGUCAGAAGUACGUGUCGAGGUAUUUUAUUAUACUGUACGGCGGUAAAACGACGCGAAAAAUUGUCUACGUCUGUGACGUGUGACGCGGUGUUGCCAAACGGUUUAUUAUGAUAUUAACUAUAAAAAAAAUUGUUUUAUUUUAAUAAAUAUAAUUCAUAUUUCGAAAAAUUAUUUAUAGAUCACUGUAUAUAUCCAUUUGGUUGCAUUUUAGUUAUUUUUCGAAAUUCAGGUAACGAAAAUUCAAAUUACCAAAAUUAGAAAAAGCACAAAUUUAUGGUUGGAAAAUGUCUGGUUUCAUUUCGGGGGGGUCGAGAAAAAUAAAUAAUAAAAUUACGUUUUUAGAACGUAGGAUUAAAAUUUUUGAUAGAAUCGUUUUUAAUUUUUUUUGACGUUUUUUCGAAAAAUCGAAAAAUACAAAUUUUGCUUUUAAUAAUAAUAAUAUUCUUUAUUAUUUUUCGAUACUUUUUUACAAAUUUUAUUCGAAAAAAAAAUGUAAAUAUAUAUAUUGAAUAAUUAUAUCAAUUUAAAAAAAUAUUGUCCCCCAAAUUACGUAUUAAAAAUGAAAAUAAAUAUUCAUAAAAUAGAAAAAUAAUAUAAACGUUUAUUUAACAAUACAAAAUAUACCCCCCAGAUUACUAUUUUGAUUUUAUCGAUUUAAUACGAAAAAAAAUUUUUGAAAAUUCUUUUUUUUUAUGUUUAUGGUAAAUUACAAAAUUUUAAAUUUUUUUUGAAUCUAUGUUCUGAACAAUGGAAAUAAAAAUAUUUGCAAAAAGAUUUAUUAACUUCAAGCAGUGGAAAAAAAUUUAAAAAAUCCUAAUUUCUCCAAUUUUACCUCCUUUAUUAUUUUUGUAAUUAUUGGAACAUAAUUAAAAAGAAAAUGUUUUUCUAAUUUCUUUCGAAUAAAUUGUUUAUUUGAAAAAUUUUCACCCCCCUAGAUUAUUUUUGUAUUUUUUGGAAUAUAAUUGAGAUCAGAAAAAUUUUAAAAAUCCUAAUUUCUGCAAUUUUACUCCCUUUAUUAUUUUUGUAAUUAUUGGAACAUAAUUAAAAAGAAAAUUUAUUUUCUAAUUUAUCGAAUAAAUUGUUUAUUUGAAAAAUUUUCACCCCCCUAGAUUAUUUUUGUAUUUUUUCGAAUAUAGUUGAGAUCAGAAAAAUUUUAAAAAUCCUAAUUUCUGCAAUUUUACCCCCUUUAUUAUUUUUGUAAUUAUUGGAACAUAAUUAAAAAGAAAAUUUAUUUUCUAAUUUAUCGAAUAAAUUGUUUAUUUGAAAAAUUUUCACCCCCCUAGAUUAUUUUUGUAUUUUUUGGAAUAUAAUUGAGAUCAGAAAAAUUUUAAAAAUCCUAAUUUCUGCAAUUUUACCCCCUUUAUUAUUUUUGUAAUUAUUGGAACAUAAUUAAAAAGAAAAUUUAUUUUCUAAUUUAUCGAAUAAAUUGUUUAUUUGAAAAAUUUUCACCCCCCUAGAUUAUUUUUGUAUUUUUUGGAAUAUAAUUGAGAUCAGAAAAAUUUUAAAAAUCCUAAUUUCUGCAGUUUUACCCCCUUUAUUAUUUUUGUAAUUAUUGGAACAUAAUUAAAAAGAAAAUUUAUUUUCUAAUUUAUCGAAUAAAUUGUUUAUUUGAAAAAUUUUCACCCCCCUAGAUUAUUUUUGUAUUUUUUGGAAUAUAAUUGAGAUCAGAAAAAUUUUAAAAAUCCUAAUUUCUGCAAUUUUACCCCCUUUAUUAUUUUUGUAAUUAUUGGAACAUAAUUAAAAAGAAAAUUUAUUUUCUAAUUUAUCGAAUAAAUUGUUUAUUUGAAAAAUUUUCACCCCCCUAGAUUAUUUUUGUAUUUUUUCGAAUAUAGUUGAGAUCAGAAAAAUUUUAAAAAUCCUAAUUUCUGCAAUUUUACCCCCUUUAUUAUUUUUGUAAUUAUUGGAACAUAAUUAAAAAGAAAAUUUAUUUUCUAAUUUAUCGAAUAAAUUGUUUAUUUGAAAAAUUUUCACCCCCCUAGAUUAUUUUUGUAUUUUUUGGAAUAUAAUUGAGAUCAGAAAAAUUUUAAAAAUCCUAAUUUCUGCAAUUUUACCCCCUUUAUUAUUUUUGUAAUUAUUGGAACAUAAUUAAAAAGAAAAUUUAUUUUCUAAUUUAUCGAAUAAAUUGUUUAUUUGAAAAAUUUUCACCCCCCUAGAUUAUUUUUGUAUUUUUUGGAAUAUAAUUGAGAUCAGAAAAAUUUUAAAAAUCCUAAUUUCUGCAAUUUUACCCCCUUUAUUAUUUUUGUAAUUAUUGGAACAUAAUUAAAAAGAAAAUUUAUUUUCUAAUUUAUCGAAUAAAUUGUUUAUUUGAAAAAUCUUCACCCCCCUGAUUAUUUUUGUAUUUUUUGAAAUAUAAUUGAAAUCAGAAAAAUUUAAAAAAAAUAUUGAUUUUGGAGAUCUUUUUGCAGCUUUUUUUGGCAAAUUACAAAAUUUCAAAUUUAACACUUUUACAAACUUUUUUCUAAAUUUAAGUAUUAUACAGUAGAAAUCAAAAUAUUCGCAAAAAAUAAUUAAAAUUAACUACUAAUAAUGAAAAAAACUGAAAAAAUUCGAAUUUUUAUAAUUUAACAAUUAUUUAAAAAUAUUAAAUUUUUUUUAGACUGUUUCCCAUAUUUUAUGACCAUUUGACAAUAUUUUUAAAGCCGCCUUUUUCGACCUUCAAAUUAUUGCUAAAAAGGACUCGAAAUCAAAAUUCUGUAAACGCCAUUUUGAUUUUUUUUUUGAAUUUUCAUUUAACUGAAUUAAAAUAAUGGGUAAACGUUUAGAAUAAUGUGUAUAUUCUCAAUCUCCCUUGUAUCUUGUAUCAAACUUAAAUAGUAAGUAAAGUUUUCGGGUAUUUAUCGUUGCUUUGGUAUUUUUUCGUGACUGGAAAUUCUCAAAAUAUUCAAAAAAAAUUACCAAUUAAAUUUCAAAUUCGACGAUUUCUUUCAAUUUAAAACAAUUUUCGGACCAUUUUUUCGAAAUACCCCGUAUAAAACAAGCUAAUUUGACGUUUUCAAUAUCUCAGAAUCCAUUUAUCUAAACCUUAGUUUCCAAUUCGAAUUUAUAAGAAAAUUAAAAAAAUAAAACCGUAAAUAAUUAUUUCUAACUUUUUUCUUAGUGUACAUAUUUUUUCCCCAAUCAAUUUCUAAUCCUAAAAAAAUAGGCCCCCCUUUUAAUAAAUUCAAAAAGUAGGAUAUUCUUAUAUUAGGGAUUUCGAUAAAUGGAUUCCACGAUCUAAAAAACGCUAAACUAACGUGUCGUGUUUUAAUUUUUUCAAAAAAAUUAUUUGAUAAUUUCCAGUUUAUUAUCGGUUACAUAUUAUGCUACAUGAAACCUUUUUUUUUUUAAUUUUAGGUAGUUUUGUUUUUAGAAUAUAUUUACGUAUUUAGUGUUUUGUACAUAAGACAUUCUUGUAAAAUAUAAUGUUUUUGGAUUAAACAUAUAAACUAAAUAAAACAAAAAAAAA
Molecule: messenger RNA, 8091 nt
Organism: Diorhabda sublineata
Lineage: Eukaryota; Metazoa; Arthropoda; Insecta; Coleoptera; Chrysomelidae
Product: KH domain-containing protein akap-1-like
Exons: 6
Coding region: 253-1926 (557 amino acids)
Molecular function (GO): RNA binding
Source: RefSeq, a predicted model, not a curated record